This is a messenger RNA of Diorhabda sublineata, 2196 nucleotides long. RefSeq names its product WD repeat-containing protein 48 homolog. Lineage: Eukaryota; Metazoa; Arthropoda; Insecta; Coleoptera; Chrysomelidae. Bases 248 to 2173 code for a protein of 641 amino acids. The record is from RefSeq and is a predicted model, not a curated record. The transcript is spliced from 13 exons. Gene Ontology annotation, molecular function: ubiquitin binding. Gene Ontology annotation, biological process: double-strand break repair via homologous recombination; protein deubiquitination.
UAACUUCAAUCGACGCUCUAAGCCACCGCGAGCAUCAGUAUGAAAUUGCACCUUUAUAUUUAUGUUUCUUGUUUGACAACCAAUCUUAAGUUGACAAACGACAAGGUUUUCAUUAUUGUCAAACAAAAGUCAGUUUUCCAGAAAAAAACAUAACCUGAGGGAUAUUGGUGUAUAUAAAUAAUUUUUAAUGUUUUCCAUAAUAUAGCCAAAUUUUAGUUUAAAAAUGUAUCGUCUGAAUUGAUCUGCCAUGGCAAAUUUAAAACCUACUAACCAAAAUACUCGAAAAAAGGUUCAAGUUUCAAUGGUAAUAUGUGAAGCUGAAGAAAAAAGACACAGAUCAGGUGUGAAUGCUUUACAAUUAGAUCCAGCAUUAGAUAGGCUAUAUUCGGCCGGCAGAGAUUCGAUAAUUAGAGUAUUUGAACAUGAAAAGUAUUUUCAUGGAAUGGAACACCACACUGAUUGGGUUAAUGACAUUGUACUGUGCUGCGGCGGGAAACACUUAAUAUCAGCUAGCUCAGACACAACUGUGAAAGUAUGGAAUGCUCACAAAGGAUUCUGUAUGUCAACCCUUAGAACCCACAAAGAUUACGUGAAAUCUUUGGCAUAUGCUAAAGAUCGAGAACAAGUAGCUUCUGCAGGAUUGGAUAAAUCUAUUUACCUAUGGGAUAUUAAUACUUUAACGGCUCUUACAGCUAGUAAUAACACUGUUACGACCUCCAGUUUGAUUGGCAGCAAAGAAUCAAUCUACAGUUUAGCUAUGAAUCCAACAGGUAGUAUCAUAGUUAGUGGAUCUACAGAGAAAGCUUUAAGGCUAUGGGAUCCUAGAACAUGUGCCAAAUUGUUUAAAUUAAAAGGUCAUUCUGACAAUGUGAAGGCUUUGGUUGUCUCACGAGAUGGCAAUCAAUGUUUAUCAGGUAGUAGUGAUGGAUCAAUAAAAUUGUGGAAUCUUGGAUCCCAAAGAUGUGUACAAACUAUUUUAGUUCAUACAGAUUCCGUUUGGGCAUUAUUGGCAACAGAAAGCUUUAGUCAUGUUAUUUCAGGUGGAAGAGAUAAGAAGGUGAUAAUGACAGAUCUGAAAAAUACCGCAAACAGUAUUACAGUUUGUAUAGAAGAUGCUCCAAUUUUAAAAAUGUGUUUCACAGCAGAUCAUCAAGCAGUGUGGGUUUCUACUUCCGAUUCUAGUAUUAAGUGUUGGAAACUUCCAACAGAUAAGCAUUUCAAAGAAGAUCUUCGAAUGCCCUCAACUCCAGUAUCAUUAAUACAGGGUGGCGCUGCAAUCAGGCAAGCAGUGAUUUUAAAUGAUAAAAGACAUAUUUUAACAAAAGAUACUCUAGAAAAUGUUGCAGUAUAUGACGUUCUUAAGGCUAGUAAAGUAGAAGAAUUGGGUCAAGUUAAUUUUCAAGAAGAAGAAAAAAAUCGUUUUAAAAUGAUUUACGUUCCCAAUUGGUUUAAUAUAGAUUUAAAAACGGGGAUGUUGACCAUACAUUUGGGACAAGAUGAAGUGGAUUGCUUUUCGGCUUGGGUAUCCGCAAAAGAUGUUGGAAUCCAAGAUUCGCCAGAUCUUGAUCAAAAAGUAAAUUAUGGUAAACUACUACUUCAAUCCCUAUUCGAACAUUGGAAAGGAGCCGAGGUUGAUUCAGAAAAUAAACAAAAAUUUUUUAGUAUCCCUAAACAUAUUCCUCUUAUUUUGAGUGAGGUUGGUGGACGAACACUAUAUCGUGUACUGGUAGGUGAUACAUCCGGUGAAACCGAAAAUGCCUUACUAAACGAGACUGUACCUGGUUGGGUUGUAUCCAACAUAGAGGAAAAUUCUCAAAAUAAAUUUAUAAAAGUACAAUUUUAUCUUCAUCCCCAUUCCAGUGUACCUUCACAUCUUUUAAAACAAGAUCGCAUGAAAAAGCCAGAUCGGCUUGUAGCAAAUGAUUUUAUUCAAUGUCGAAAAGUAGCUGAGCAUAUUUUAGAAAAACUAUUGGGUGACGGAACUGCCAGUUCUCCCGGAUGUGGAGAUGCUGAUACAUCAUCUCCAUCAAAUAAUGGUUACAAUGUAGAUCAAAUCGAAUUAACAUGUAAUGAACAGGUACUGGAUCCUGCUAUGGAUCUGAGAACAGUUAAACAUUUUAUAUGGAAGUCAUCAUCCGACUUAACAUUGUACUAUAAAAUUAUAAAUAAAUAAUAGUAUGUUUUCAUUUACUUUUA